Molecule: messenger RNA, 1386 nt
Organism: Hypoxylon trugodes
Lineage: Eukaryota; Fungi; Ascomycota; Sordariomycetes; Xylariales; Hypoxylaceae
Exons: 1
Coding region: 1-1386 (461 amino acids)
Source: RefSeq, a predicted model, not a curated record
AUGUCUUCUGAAUCACUGCCUUGGUAUGAGGAUGUCUAUGCACCUCCACCGCCCUCGCCAUCUGAUGGUUCCUCUGCGACGAUGAGCAUUGAUGGCGACACUGUCUCUGCGAGCCCAUGGGAAGCCGACUUCCCAGUCGAAGUCUACGCAGAUAGAACCCCGGUUUCGCCAAUCACCUUCCGAUGGCCGGCUAACUUGGACGCAUCCAAAUAUUAUAUAGAUGUUGUGGGGGUUGCGCAGUGGUACCCGCCUUGUCCAGGAAGGGAGACAACUCCUGAGGUAGUUACCCCGGGACUCUGCGCCCUCCCAAAGCAAUUGGCCAUCGUUUCUAAAGCUUCCUCCGGGCCCAACCCUCCUUCCUCUCGCCAAUCCUCCUCCUCCACUAAACCCAAUCGCACAAUCUUACAACGACGCCAAUUCCGACUCCUAACCAAAGGUGUUGACCAACCUCUCGCACCCAUCACCAUCAAGAAUAUCAACCCAUUAUUCACCCACAUCAAUCAAGAACCUACUGCAAUCAAUACUACAGGACGUAAAGCCAUCAAAAUGGGCAAUAGCAAACGUCAACCCUCCCUAAACGACUCGGUCCAAGUCAACAGCAAGCAAGAUUCGAAUGACAUCGAGACACGUAGCAUCUCAAUGGAUACCAAUGAAGGCCGUUACGCUGCCUUUGAGGCUGGCCUGCGUUUCAUUCAUCGUUCCGCCGAGGCUUGGCCGCAAGCUGGUGACCGCGAAAACGACGGACCCUGGGAACAUGCGACGGCCUUAGCUGGAGAAUACGACAGCGAUUACGACGACGCUGAUUACGGCAAAGAGGUCGACGCCCUUAACCCAAGAAUCGGUGACCGCGGCAUCCCAGACCAGGCUGCCCUGAACCACGUCAUGCUCAUGCAUGAAAAAUUCACCAAGAUGACCUUUGCGCUCAAUCGAGCUGCUGUAAGGAACAGUAACACCACCACACGCCUAUGCAAGUCCGCCAAUGACAUUAUCACAACCACUCCUAUUCGUAUUAAGGUUCUCAACAAGGAGAAAUACGUCCCCACGCCUCUUACCUCCGAUGAUAUUAGCAGCAGUACUCCUAAUACCUCUAAUACGGAUUCUCGCGAGAAACGCAGCUCUGACGGUACUGCUGAUACGGACCUCUCCUCACCAACACCUUCCCAAUUCCCCAAUGCUUCGAAGGCUAUCGGAUACCAAGACUCUCCGAAGCGUGGUCGUGGUCAUGGUCGUGGCCGCCCCCGUCGCGGUCGUCCUCGUGGCGGUACUCCUAGAAGUGCUCAAUCCAAGAGAAAGAGAAAUGACGACGCAGAGUAUAGACCUGGCGACUCUGAUGAUUCCUCUGAUAACGACAUGAGGAAUCGUAGCCGCAAAAAGCUUCGAACCUGA